CCCAGGGCGGUUUAGUUCAGUUCAGUGCAGUUCUAGUGCAGUUUUAGUGUAGCGAAAAAAAACAGACCUUUAAAUCACUUCUGGCUGUGGUCAAUUGCAACGUCAAUGGGGAUAUUUCCGCUUUCUGCAGUUAGGAGUGUGAGUGAGCGAGUGAGUGAGGAGUGAGAGAGUUUACUUACAUACUGUGGAACGGCGGAGUUGCGAAAGUCGCGUUAUUACAUGAGCCCGAUUGUUUUAAUAAUGCCUCAUAUAUUGCUGAGCGAUUCAAUUGCUGUAGAAUUGGAAGCCCAAGAACCAUGGCCUCAACCAAUAACUUUAUACCAACCAUAUGAGGUAGAACAGAUUUUAUUACCUGAUAAUGCAAACUGUCUGGCAGUACAGGCUUUUCUGAAAAUGUGUCAACUUGAAUUUGAGAUAGAGCCGAGGAAGAAUGCGGAGUUCAUGUCACCAUCUGGUUGUGUACCAUUUAUUAAAUGUGGUACUAAGUUAAUAUCCGAAUUCGAUAGUAUAGUGACGCAUAUAGAGAACAAAGGAAUAAGCCUAUCCAAUAAUUUGGAUCAUGAUGCCAAAGUAGAUAUGAGGGCAUACGUGUCCCUGGUAAACAAUGUGUUUGUAAAUGCAGAAUUAUAUAUAUGCUGGGUGGAUGAAAUUGUUUUGAACUCAGUCACAAAGCUCAGGCAUGGUAGUGUGUAUCCAUGGCCACUUAAUCAUUACUUGAACUGGCAAAAGAAAAGAGAAGUCAUAAAAAAACUUAGCAUACUUGGUUGGUAUAACAAAAGUUUAGAUGAAGUGUUUGAUGAUGUAAAAAAAUGUUGUAUCGCAUUGUCAGAGAGGCUGGCGGAUGAAGAAUUUUUCUUUGGGAAAGAACCUAAUGAGUUGGACGCUUUGGUAUUUGGUCACAUAUUCACGAUAAUCACGACGCCGUUACCCAACAAUGAGCUGGCUAGAAUCGUGAAAGGCUAUCCAAAGCUUAUUAAGCUCUGUAAACACAUCGAGACUAGCAUUUUUCUCCCUCAAGCUAUACAGAAUCAAAUAAUUAAUGAAACGCUGGAGUUCAAGAAUUAAACCAAUGAUCCAUCUAAGGAUUUGAUUUAGACAAAAAGGUGACCUUUUCCUUAAAUAAAUUCAAAUUUUAAAUAUCAAGCAAAUUAUACUAAAAGAAGUUGAGGUACAGAAUAUUGAAGGCUCUGCCUUGAUUGGGUAUAAAAUUUUGUUUUUGUAAAGUAUACCAUCAAUUUUACAAAGUUAAUAUUUUUGUGGUGUUAUUUAUAUGUUAAUGGGGCCAUUUAACAAUUACGUCACGCAAAAUUUGACUAUUUUAUAACCACUCCUCUUCCUUUUUCGUGACAUUUUGUCAUUAAGUAUUUGGAUUCUUUUCCAAUAUUACGUAACAUGUGGAUAACCCUUCCCCCUCUUUGUUUACACAUUGUUAUUAAAUUUCUUGAGAUUCAGCAUGAAAAUAAACACCAUGUACCGUGAGCUUAAUGUGACGUUCCAUAGCCUUUAAUCCCCUCCUCUCCCAUCACAGCUGUCAAAGAAGCUAAUAUAUGCCUCCUUUGUGGUGUGACGUAAUUGUUGAAUGAUCCCUAUAAUGAUAAAUAUAAUUUUAUAAAACAGCAGUAUUGUAUAUUGUUAAAUGCGCUGUUUUUAUAUAAAUUAAUAUACUGAUAUCGAUGUCAUAUAACGAAAUAGAAAAAAGAAUCUAGUCAAUACACCAUUUUUCUAUAUCCAUCUUUAUCACAUAUCAAGAAGUAACCAUCUUUCAUGUAUCGUGAGUAAUGGCUGCAUGUAAAAUUGAAUAUAAUCUUCUUUUGAAUUUCAUAAUUCUAAUGUGUAAUAUAUGUCCCAAUAUUUCUUGUCUUCAGCGUUUCAGUACCAAUAAAAUAUGAAACAAGCGUUUAUUUAUAUAAUUUACUUUUCUCCUCAAUUUAUUUCUACUUAUAACAAACAUUACAAGAAUAAUUUAUUGUAACAUGAAAUAAUAAUACUCCGCAAUUGUGAUGUAGGAAAACAAAAAUGUUUAGGAUGGUUAGUUAUACACAACGAAAGCGAUUUCACGAAUAACAAUCUGCUUUAUUAUUAUAAUAUAUUUGUGCAUAAUGUAUGAUUGUUAUAAUCUUAAACUAUGAUAAACACUAUACGAGAUGCAAGUCUUUUUGCGAUGCCUUCUGUUACACAUCAUGUCGCUUACUUUGUUCUUUUGAUACUAUGAAUUCGGACUAUGCUUCUUAUGUUAUGAAUUAUACACAAGUUAUAUAUAAUGUAGUACACGUAAUCAAACGUAUAACUAUAUAAUUAAACGCAUAGUAUAAUUAUAUAAUUAUCGACAGAUACUUUUAUUAACAUCUUAUAUAUAUUUCUUUUAAGAACUGCAAUCUAGAGAUGUAGAUAUAAAAAUCGUGACAAUGAUAAACAAUUGCGAUUCACAGCGAGAUCAGAGAAUGUAAUAUUGUUAACAGAAAAAAAAAAGCUUUCAAGACAGAUGCAAUCUGGAUAGCAAGAUAAAUAAAUUGAGAUCAUUUCGCACUAGCGGUACAAAAGAGACGGUGCAUUAAUCAAUUCUCAUAGGUAUUGCUUUCAAGUAUACAUCAUAAAACAAAAUAUUUUAAGUAUGAGUUCUGUUAUGUACAAAUAUCGUAUAAACACAUCAUGGAGAGACUUCGUACUCAUAUGGAAGUAUUAAUAGAAACUAUACAAUAAAUCAAGACUAUUGUGCU
Molecule: messenger RNA, 2717 nt
Organism: Dinoponera quadriceps
Lineage: Eukaryota; Metazoa; Arthropoda; Insecta; Hymenoptera; Formicidae
Product: metaxin-2-like
Exons: 4
Coding region: 220-1065 (281 amino acids)
Biological process (GO): mitochondrion organization
Cellular component (GO): SAM complex
Source: RefSeq, a predicted model, not a curated record